Ylistrum balloti is the source of this 817-nucleotide messenger RNA. RefSeq names its product palmitoyltransferase ZDHHC3-like. The record is from RefSeq and is a predicted model, not a curated record. Gene Ontology annotation, biological process: peptidyl-L-cysteine S-palmitoylation; protein targeting to membrane. Gene Ontology annotation, cellular component: Golgi apparatus; endoplasmic reticulum. Bases 1 to 798 code for a protein of 265 amino acids. The transcript has 8 exons. Gene Ontology annotation, molecular function: protein-cysteine S-palmitoyltransferase activity. Lineage: Eukaryota; Metazoa; Mollusca; Bivalvia; Pectinida; Pectinidae.
AUGGCUGUGUUUAGGUCGGACCCCUGUGGUAUAGUAUGUUUGAUCAUAACGUAUGCCGCAGUGCUGUACGCAGAUUAUGUCGUCGUCCGGCAUCUUGUCAUCCCUACAAUGUCGGACACGCUGUGGGGAGUGGUGAAUGUGGUAAUAUUCAACACCAUCAUUUUCCUGCUCACCAUGUCUCACUUGCGAGCAGUACUGUCUGACCCAGGCAUAGUACCACUGCCUACAACAGGUCUUGAUUUCUCAGAUCUUCAUGCUGGCAAAACCAUGCCAAAUAUGAGAGACGGUUGGACCGUGUGCAUGAAGUGUGAAACAUAUCGCCCACCAAGAGCUCACCAUUGUAGAAUAUGUCGACGAUGUAUUCGGAGGAUGGAUCACCAUUGUCCUUGGAUCAACAAUUGUGUUGGUGAAUUUAAUCAGAAAUAUUUCAUCCAGUUCCUGUUCUAUGUUGGUAUCCUCAGCGCGUAUGCCACUACAAUGGUGAUUGUGUCAUGGAUGCUGGAUCCUGGAGUAAAAGGCAAUGGAAAACAUAUGAAGUUGAUACACUCGGUCCUGUUGGUAGUUGAGUCACUGCUGUUCGGGAUGUUUGUGAUUGCGAUUGGCUGUGAUCAGAUGGGGGCAAUAUUAAGUGAUGAAACAGCAGUAGAACAAGUGAAAAAAGAAGGUCCAAGGCGACAGAAAAAAUCAUCCUAUGCACUAAUGCAGGAAGUGUUUGGUCGAGGUCAUCCUUGUUGGUGGCUGGUGCCCCUACAGUUUAGUCCAGUGGUCCAAGUCUAUGAGUCACAGUACACUGUAUAGCCCAGGCCAUUUACCACAG